GAAAGAGGGAGGUAGAGAGAGAGGGGGCGGUGAGCAACAGUGAGUGAGCGAGAGAGAUCUGCAGCAGAACUGGAUCAGAUAGCAGAGAUAGAGAGAAAGAAGAGAGGGUGACUGUAUGGAUUGGACUAGGUUGGGGGAAACGUUGAUUUAAGCAAGUGGAUCCCUCCAGAGAGAGAGAGCGAGAUAGAGAGAGAGAGAGAGAGAGAGAGAGAGAGAGAGAGAGAGAGAGAGAGAGAGAGAGAUCCCCAAAGAACGUUCCGGAAUGUCAUGCUUUUUUUUUCUCCAGAAAAUUGUUACCUCGCGAGGUUACCUUUGGGGGUUCUGGUCCUUUCCUUCCUAAUUUUCCCAUCUACCUAUUUCUGAAAUAGAGAGGACACAGAAAGAACCCAGGGCACCUAUCGAGUGCGUCUUGUUGGAACAGGUGGUCCCUGUCCUGUCACUGCAUUGUGUUGUGCGGGCACUUUUCCUGAACAGAGAAAGAGACCAGUGACGACCAGGACCGAUCGAGAUGAAGAACCUCAGCGGGUUUUUCCGGUUCUGCCUCACUCGGAUGGAGUGGUUCUACCCAUAAAGGAUCUGAAGAGAAUUAGCCAGAACCCAGCAGAGAACAUGCUACAGUUCGGCUAAAGAACCUUAUCGAGCAGAGGGGGAACUGGAAAACCUCCGUGGAACCUCUGUACCUCUGUUCUAGAGUAGUUGGAGAAAGGGAACUUUAACUGGAACAAAUAGGGAUCAUCACAUCACAAGGUCAGGAAGUGUGUGUCUAGGACCCAUUUGGCCCACUUGGACAGAGAUCUGUUUUGGCAGCAAGGGGGAGCUGCCUGUGCCCAUUUCCUGUGAUCCCCAGUGCUGUCUCCCGUGUCUAUUGAGUUGGAGCAGCGACUCUCUGGUGCCCCACUGGCUGAGCCUGGAUCGGUCAUGAGUGUGGUCGGGGCGCACCGCUACAGCAUCGUGUCCUCGGAGGAAGAAGGCCUGCGUCUCGGUGCCAUGCCUGCCGUCACAAUGGGCAACGGCUUCGGCAACGGCAAGAUCCACACGAUGCGCCGCAAGUGCCGCAGCCGCUUCGUGAAUAAGAACGGCCAGUGCAAUGUACGCUUCUCGCACAUGGACGAGAAGUCGCAGCGCUACAUGUCGGACAUCUUCACCACAUGCGUGGACAUCCGCUGGCGCUGGAUGUUCCUGAUGUUCACACUGGUGUUCGUGGUGUCCUGGCUGGCAUUCGGCCUGGCCUUCUGGGUCAUUGCUUUGCUUCACGGGGAUAUGGACAACCCGAGUGGUGGAGACGAUAACUUCACCCCCUGCGUCCUGCAGGUCAACAGCUUCGUGGCCGCCUUCCUGUUCUCCGUGGAGACCCAGACCACCAUUGGUUAUGGCUUCCGCUGCGUGACGGAGGAGUGCCCCUCGGCCGUCUUCAUGGUGGUCUUCCAGUCCAUCUUGGGUUGCAUCAUCGACUCCUUCAUGAUUGGCGCCAUUUUAGCCAAGAUGGCACGGCCUAAGAAGCGUGCAGAGACGCUGCUGUUCAGCAACAAUGCAGUGAUCGCCAUGCGGGACGGGAAGCUGUGCCUUAUGUGGAGGGUGGGAAACCUGAGGAAGAGCCACAUGGUGGAGGCCCACGUCCGUGCCCAGCUCAUCAAGCCCCGCAUCACCGAGGAGGGUGAGUACAUCCCCCUGGACCAGAUCGACAUCAACGUAGGGUAUGACACGGGCAUCGACCGCAUCUUCCUGGUCUCCCCGCUCACCAUUGUGCACGAGAUCGAUGAGGAGAGCCCCCUGUUCAGCAUCAGCAAGCAGGACCUGGAGUUGUCCGACUUUGAGAUAGUGGUGAUACUUGAAGGGAUGGUGGAAGCCACAGCCAUGACAGCGCAAGCUCGCAGCUCCUACCUGUCCUCAGAGAUCCUGUGGGGUCACCGCUUCGAGCCUGUCGUCUUCGAGGAGAAGAGCCAGUACAAAGUGGAUUACGCUCACUUCCACAAAACCUUCGAAGUGCCGUCCACCCCCCAGUGCAGUGCCAAGGACAUGACGGAGAUGGAGGACGAGGACAAGGAUCCUACGCCCACCGCCAACUCUUUCUGCUAUGAGAAUGAGCUGGCUUUCAUCAGCCGGGACGAGGAAGAGGAUGAGGAGGGGGAGGAGGAUGAGGAUGGGGACAGGGUGCCAGAGCUGGAGAGACUGCAGGCCACCGUCAGCCUAGACCAGAGGUCAUUUCGUAGAGAAUCAGAGAUAUGACCUUUGACCUUUCACAAUAUUUUUCUUGUAACUCAGUUCUAGCGGGUUGUUUUCCAUGUGAAUACAUGCAGAGCAAUGCAAGUGCCAUAUGAAAACCAUGACUUAUGUGUUAGCAUCACGCUACAGCCAUGAAGAAGGAGGAAAUCACUCUAGUCAGACUAGAAACAGCAAGGAGUGGAGACAGCAUUGCUGCUUCCUCAUAGCAUGGAAUAACAGGAACGGUCAUAAAAAGACCCAUCUCUCCUUAGGAAAACUUGAAAUCUUUUGGUCAUGAGAUAGUUUGAGGUAGGAGCUUUAUAUAAUGCAAUAUUCAUUGUCUAUUAGGAAAUAAUAUCUUAGCUAUAAAAAAAAAAGUAGAUUUCUUAGUUAAGUGUGUAAAGUAUUUUCAACAGAUCAAGAGGGUAUUUUGGGGGAUUCUUAUAACUGCCCUGUACUGUAGUUUACAGCAUGAGUGAAAGAGGGAGAGUGUGCAGGAAAUAGAAACACUGGAUACAAUCUGCUGCUUAUUUAAACAUUGCACACCUGUAGUUAUUAAAGGUGCUUCCCAUAAAUAUUGCCUGCUGCUAAUUAGCUAUUUGAAAUUUAUAUGAAACAUAACCUUGAAAUUGGAAGAAUACAGUGAUAAAAUGUUGAAAUGCAUAAAUGUGCAUUGUGUAUUUUGCAUUUCUAUACAAUUUGAGGCCCUUAGAAAGUAAACAAUUGAUAUUAUGAAAGUAGAUGUUGUUAUAUUGCCUUCAGAAAAUAUUCAGACCCCUUGACUUUUUCCA
Messenger RNA from Coregonus clupeaformis (lake whitefish), 2993 nucleotides. RefSeq names its product ATP-sensitive inward rectifier potassium channel 12-like. The record is from RefSeq and is a predicted model, not a curated record. The transcript has 2 exons. Gene Ontology annotation, biological process: potassium ion import across plasma membrane; regulation of monoatomic ion transmembrane transport. The coding region runs from base 919 to 2226 and encodes 435 amino acids. Gene Ontology annotation, molecular function: inward rectifier potassium channel activity. Gene Ontology annotation, cellular component: plasma membrane. Lineage: Eukaryota; Metazoa; Chordata; Actinopteri; Salmoniformes; Salmonidae.